GUUCGUUCGAGACCGCUCUGCUUGGUACUGUUAAGUAGUGAGCGGUACUUGGUGGCACUGCUGAAAUCGACGAUAGCUUCUACCGAGGGUUUCCUUUGACCUGCUCGUCUUGUCAGCCAGAGAUCUGACAGCGGCUAUUGGCCACUCAAGCCAUAGCAACGCUUCAUGGCUUUGGUGAGCCAUGCAGAUGCCGCUCAGUUACCGUUGGUCUCAGACGACUUGGAAGUUUUGUCCAAGCCGCGCGAGAGAAAGCCCUUGUUGUCGAAGGAGAAACGAGUCGAGUAUGUAGCACUCGCUUCCUUGAUGUGGUCAUUGUUCAUGGAGGGUUGGAAUGAUGCUACAACAGGACCCUUGCUACCCGUGAUACAAAGCCACUACAAGAUUGGCUACACGAUUGUUUCUUUGGUAUUUGUCUUGAGCGGGACCGGUUUCGUGGUUUCCGCUAUCGCAAACGUUUAUCUUUCACACAAAGUGGGUUUCGGUAAGGUUGUGAUGAUGGGUGCGGUGUCGCAGGUCAUUGCAUAUUGCAUCCAAUCCGCUGCACCUCCGUUUCCAGCUUUCGUUCUUGCGUAUUUCUUCUCUGGGUUCGGUGUCGCUAUUCAGAAUGCGCAGUCUAUAGACUUCUGCGUCAGUGUGGACAGUCAUAGCGCGACAAAGAUGGGCCUGGUACAAAGUGCUUACGGAAUUGGGGCUCUCGUCGCACCUAUUGUGGCAAUGAGAUUUGCCGUGAUGCCACGAUGGUCAUUUCAUUUUCUGGUUUCCUUGGGAGGUGCGCUUCUCAACAGCGCACUACUGUUGUAUGCUUUCCGGUUAAAAAAUUUGGACGAAAUUCUUACAAGGGCAGGUCAACCUACCCGCGAAAAGUCCGAGACCCAGGAAAGCCACUAUUCGCAACUCCUCAAACUCAAAAUUCUACACUUCAUUGCGAUCUUCUUGUUACUUCUCGUAGGGGUGGAAUUUGCCGUCGGAGGAUGGAUUGUAACGUUUGUGAUGGUCGACAGAGGUGGAGGGACUUCCUCUGCAUACCUCUCGUCUGGCUUCUUCGCUGGCAUGUUUCUGGGUCGAGUCACCCUCCUAUAUCUCAAUAAACUGCUAGGCGACAUUCGAGCCGUGUGGUUAUAUCUCCUUUUAUGCCUGGGGUUUGAAAUAUCGAUCUGGGUCGUCCCAUCAUUUAUCGAGAACGCCAUAGCCGUGUCGUUCUUUGGAUUUUUCAACGGGCCAAUUCAUCCAAUCCUGAUGAACAUGUUUGGACGCCUCAUCCCGCCAUGGUUGAUGUCUGGAGCCGUUGGAUUGACUAUAGGCCUCGAACAAACAGGAACUGCAAUUAUCCCAUUUAUAGCUGGAGCAAUGGCGUCGAGGUUCGGCAUUUGGAGUCUACAUCCUCUAAUUGUCAGUAUAUUGGGCUUUUUACUUGUAAUGUGGGCAUUUGUCCCGUUCGUUGCAAAACCUCCAGAUGAAACUGUCGAGCAUUCUUGA
This is a messenger RNA of Fomitiporia mediterranea MF3/22, 1476 nucleotides long. Its product is annotated as MFS general substrate transporter. The record is from RefSeq and is a predicted model, not a curated record. NCBI's taxonomy places the organism in Eukaryota, Fungi, Basidiomycota, Agaricomycetes, Hymenochaetales, Hymenochaetaceae. Gene Ontology annotation, biological process: transmembrane transport. The transcript is spliced from 12 exons. Bases 166 to 1476 code for a protein of 436 amino acids. Gene Ontology annotation, molecular function: transmembrane transporter activity. Gene Ontology annotation, cellular component: membrane.